Messenger RNA from Cuculus canorus (common cuckoo), 2764 nucleotides. RefSeq names its product copine-5. Gene Ontology annotation, cellular component: plasma membrane. Gene Ontology annotation, molecular function: calcium-dependent phospholipid binding. Lineage: Eukaryota; Metazoa; Chordata; Aves; Cuculiformes; Cuculidae. The transcript is spliced from 21 exons. The record is from RefSeq and is a predicted model, not a curated record. Gene Ontology annotation, biological process: cellular response to calcium ion. The coding region runs from base 71 to 1801 and encodes 576 amino acids.
CGGGGCCGGGAGCCCCGGGGCGGAGCCGGUGCCGGUGCCGGAGCGGGGGCAGCGGUGGAGCAGCCCGGGCAUGGCCGGCCUGGGCAUCCCCGAGCCGGGCAGCGGCCCCGGGCCCGUCCCGGCCACCCGCGUGGAGCUCACCGUGUCCUGCAGGCACCUCCUGGACAAGGACACCUUCUCCAAAUCUGACCCACUCUGUGUGCUCUACACCCAGCGUCCCGGAUGCCGGCAGUGGCGGGAGUUUGGCCGGACCGAGGUCAUCGACAACACCCUGAACCCCGACUUUCUGCGCAAGUUCGUCCUCGACUACUUCUUCGAGGAGAAGCAGAACCUCCGCUUCGACCUGUACGAUGUGGACUCCAAGAGCCCCGAUCUCUCCAAGCACGAUUUCCUGGGCCAGGCAUUCUGCACCCUGGGAGAGAUCGUGGGCUCAGCCGGGAGCCGCCUGGAGAAGCCCCUGACAAUGGGGACAGUCACCACACACGCCCGGGGUAGGAGACCCGCUCCGGCCGUCUCCAACGGUGGCAUCCCUGGGAAGAAGUGCGGCACCAUCAUCCUCCUCGCUGAAGAGCUGGGCAACUGCCGGGACGUGGCCACAUUGCAGUUCUGCGCCAACAAGUUGGACAAGAAGGAUUUCUUCGGCAAAUCUGACCCCUUCAUGGUCUUCUACCGCAGCAACGAGGAUGGGACCUUCACCAUCUGCCACAAGACUGAGGUGGUGAGGAACACGCUGAACCCCGUCUGGCAGGCGUUCACCAUCCCCGUGCGCGCCCUCUGCAAUGGCGACUAUGACCGAGCCAUCAAGGUGGAGGUGUACGACUGGGACCGCGAUGGCAGCCACGACUUCAUCGGGGAGUUCACCACCAGCUACCGGGAGCUGGCGCGGGGGCAGAGCCAGUUCAACGUCUAUGAGGUGGUGAACCCGAGGAAGAAGAUGAAGAAGAAGAAGUACCUGAACUCAGGGACGGUGACGCUGCUGUCUUUUGCGGUGGAGUCCGAUCACACCUUCCUGGACUACAUCAGAGGCGGGACCCAAAUCAACUUCACGGUGGCCAUCGACUUCACCGCAUCCAAUGGGAACCCCUCACAGUCCACCUCGCUGCACUACCUGAGCCCCUACCAGCUCAACGCCUACACCAUGGCCCUCAAGGCGGUGGGCGAGAUCAUCCAAGACUACGACAGCGACAAGAUGUUCCCCGCCCUCGGCUUCGGCGCCAAGAUCCCACCAGAUGGCCACGUGUCCCACGAGUUCCCACUGAACGGUAACGUGGCCAACCCGGCGUGCAGCGGCAUCGAGGGCGUGCUGGAGGCGUACCACCGCAGCCUGCGCAGCGUCCAGCUCUACGGCCCCACCAACUUCGCCCCUGUAGUCAACCACGUCGCUCGCUCAGCGGCGGAGGUGCUGGAUGGGUCCCAGUACUUCGUGCUGCUCAUCAUCACCGACGGCGUCAUCUCGGAUAUGGCACAGACCAAGGAGGCCAUUGUCAACGCUGCCAAGCUCCCCAUGUCCAUCAUCAUCGUCGGCGUCGGCCAGGCUGAAUUUGAUGCCAUGGUGGAGUUGGAUGGGGACGACAUCCGCAUCUCCUCUCGCGGCAAAGUGGCCGAACGCGACAUAGUGCAGUUCGUCCCGUUCCGUGACUACGUGGAGGGCAGUGGCAGCGCGGUGCUCAGCAUGGCGCGCCUGGCCAAGGAUGUCCUGGCUGAGAUCCCCGACCAGUUCAUCUCCUACAUGAAGGCGCGUGGCAUCAAACCCCAGCCUGCACCCCCCAGCCCUGACCCCCCCGGCCCCCCCCAGCCCUGACAGCCCCAUCUGCAUCCCCCACCCCAGGCCCCGGGGGUUUCUCCAAGCUCCCUCUUUCCUUUUGCAAGGGAUGAAAGGCAGUGGGGACCUGUCUGGGACCUGGGGGGGGGCACCCCCAACCCCCAAAAUCACCCCUGACCCCAUAAAUCCCCUUUUCUGUGGUUCCUGGGGGAGGUGGGUCCCAAGCAUCUUUGGCCAUGUUGCUGGGAGGGGGCACCCCCCAUCUCCAUAAAUCACCCCUGACCCCCAAAAUCACUCUUGACCUCAUGAAUCAACUCCAACCCCCCCAAAUCCCCUUUUCUGGGGUCCCUGGGGGGGCAGGGGGUGCUGAUGGAGUUGCCUUCACUGGCAUUGGCCGAGCGUCCUUGGCAGUGGUGCUGGGGUGCACUCUGACCCCAAAAAUCAUCCUUGACCCCCAUAAGUCCCCUUUUUUGGGGAUCCCCGAGGAGGGGGUUGAUGGUGGAGAUGCCUUUGCUGGCGCUGGCCAAGCAACCUUGGCAGUGGUGCUGGGGCAGGGCACCCGCAACCCCCCCAAAAUGCCCUUUUCUGGGGUCCCCGGGGGGGGCCUUUGCUGCCUCCAGCUGAGCAUCCUUGGCCGGGGUGGCCCCCCCACUACCCAGCUGGGACCAAUAUUUGGCUUAUCCCCACCCCAGCACCCCCUGGACUGGUGCUGAGGACCAUAUCCUGAACCUUUCCCCCCCCCUCGACCCCAAAUAAAAAAAUAAAGAGAUGGGGGGUGUCCCAGCCCCCCCUCCUUGAGCACAGAGACAGCGUGGUGCGUGUCCCCCCCCAGUGACACUGGGAGCAUCUCGGUCCCCUCCCCAUGCCCUGGGUGACGCAUGGCCCCCCCCCCGACUCCGAGGCACCCCCAUCCUCCCGCAGCGAGUGCUGGCUGCUCCUGGGGGGCAUCCCAGGUCCUUUUUUUUUUGUCCCCCACCUUCACUUUUCUACAUGCAUGGUCGU